Molecule: messenger RNA, 738 nt
Organism: Arabidopsis thaliana (thale cress)
Lineage: Eukaryota; Viridiplantae; Streptophyta; Magnoliopsida; Brassicales; Brassicaceae
Gene: GRF13
Product: general regulatory factor 13
Exons: 5
Coding region: 1-738 (245 amino acids)
Source: RefSeq, marked reviewed
AUGGAGAAUGAGAGAGAAAAGCUGAUUUACUUGGCUAAGCUCGGUUGCCAAGCUGGAAGAUAUGAUGAUGUGAUGAAAUCGAUGAGAAAAGUAUGUGAGCUUGAUAUAGAGCUAAGUGAAGAGGAAAGAGACCUACUAACAACUGGAUACAAGAAUGUCAUGGAGGCUAAGAGAGUUUCAUUGAGAGUAAUAUCAUCCAUUGAAAAAAUGGAAGACUCGAAAGGAAACGACCAAAAUGUGAAACUGAUAAAAGGACAACAAGAAAUGGUUAAAUAUGAGUUUUUCAAUGUUUGUAAUGACAUUUUGUCUCUCAUUGAUUCUCAUCUCAUACCAUCAACUACUACUAAUGUCGAAUCAAUUGUCCUUUUUAACAGAGUGAAAGGAGAUUAUUUUCGAUAUAUGGCAGAGUUUGGUUCUGAUGCUGAACGUAAAGAAAAUGCAGAUAAUUCUCUAGAUGCAUAUAAGGUUGCAAUGGAAAUGGCAGAGAAUAGUUUAGCACCCACCAAUAUGGUUAGACUUGGAUUGGCUUUAAAUUUCUCGAUAUUCAAUUAUGAGAUCCAUAAAUCUAUUGAAAGCGCAUGUAAAUUGGUUAAGAAAGCUUACGAUGAAGCAAUCACUGAACUCGAUGGCCUUGACAAGAAUAUAUGCGAAGAGAGCAUGUAUAUCAUAGAGAUGCUUAAAUACAAUCUUUCUACGUGGACUUCAGGCGAUGGUAAUGGUAAUAAGACAGACGGUUAG